GAGGAUCAUCAGGAUACCAUGUCUGUCCAGCUGAGGCUGCCGUCUCCCCCACCCCUCCACCACUACCGCCACAACCCUGUGUCCAUGCCCAGCUCAUUCAGCACUCAGGAGAUGAGGAGCAAUCACCAGACUUCCAGGAAAUCAAACAUUGUUAUAUUUCCUGCCGAGAGGAGAUGUCAUUCGAGCCGACCCUCAGGUCAAGGCCAGUUUGAUCAUGAGGGAGAAACUGGGGACCUAUUUGAUGCCAUUGGCGCUGGACUCGAUGGAAGCUGA
Messenger RNA from Xyrichtys novacula (pearly razorfish), 273 nucleotides. Lineage: Eukaryota; Metazoa; Chordata; Actinopteri; Labriformes; Labridae. The record is from the annotation of a GenBank genome assembly.